ACUUUGGUUUCCUCCAAGCCGCGCUCUGCACCUACAAGCGGACUAACUCUUUGACUUCAUGAGAGGGAAAUAAUUCUAUUAGGUGGGGGGAACUCAUUCAGCCGCCAUCUGCCCGAGUGGAGAUGUCUGAGGAAAAUAUGGGCGAAGAGUCUAGUAGCUCGCCAGUAUCUCCCGUGGACAGUCAGAGCAACAGCGAGGGGGAGCAGGACAGUCAGCCCAAGAGGUGUGGGAGGAAGAGGAGGCCGAGCAGGAAGAGCGGAGAGGACUCGGACAGCCCGACCCCUGGGGGGAAACGAGGGAAGAAGUCCAGCAGCAGCGGCAGCCCGCAGUCCUUCGAGGAUCUCCAGUCGCAGCGCGUCAUGGCCAACGUGAGGGAGCGCCAGAGGACCCAGUCCCUGAACGAGGCGUUCACAUCGCUGCGUAAAAUCAUCCCCACGCUGCCCUCGGACAAGCUCAGUAAAAUACAGACGCUGAAACUCGCUUCCAGAUACAUCGACUUCCUUUACCAGGUGCUGCAGAGCGACGAGCUGGACUCCAAGAUGUCAAGCUGCAGUUAUGUGGCGCACGAGAGGCUGAGCUACGCCUUCUCAGUGUGGAGGAUGGAGGGCGCCUGGUCCAUGUCAACAUCUCACUAGCAUCUGGAGGAAGACUGUUCCUCCCGAAGAUGGUGACUGCUGAAUCUACUUCAUCACAUUCUGACGGGACAAGCCUGGAGUCCAAUGCUGGAUACAUGGGAUCACUAUAUUUAAAACCAAAGACGACAGGAAAGGGUCCGGGGAUGGUGGUUUCAUUUCGCAGAGGCCCGACACAGUGUGUUCGCUCACUACACCUCACCCUGAUGUGUUUCCCUGUUGUUGACGACGAAUGUUGAAAAUACCAUGUGUGUGUUUUGUUUUUUUACUGCAUGCCUUUGGACUACUUUCUGCUGAGGUCGAAGUGCAUUAUUGAAGCAGUGUUCUUGUGUUGUGGGGCUUUCAACUGGUGGCGAAGCUCACAUUUCAGACUGUGUGGAUCUAACCUGUGCAAAAAAAACAAAAGUAUUUUCAGAAAACAUUUAUUUAUUUAUUGGGGAAACGUGUAACAUUGAGGAAUGGAUCCUGUGUCUGACAAAAUGCAAACACAUUCCUUAUUUUUAUUAUCGUUUUUUUUGUAAAUGUUUGUAUAUUGUUUUCCAUUAAA
Platichthys flesus (European flounder) is the source of this 1179-nucleotide messenger RNA. It is a transcript of the gene twist1b, whose product is annotated as twist family bHLH transcription factor 1b. Gene Ontology annotation, molecular function: protein dimerization activity; DNA-binding transcription factor activity, RNA polymerase II-specific; RNA polymerase II transcription regulatory region sequence-specific DNA binding. The transcript is spliced from 2 exons. The record is from RefSeq and is a predicted model, not a curated record. Gene Ontology annotation, biological process: developmental process; regulation of transcription by RNA polymerase II. Bases 123 to 635 code for a protein of 170 amino acids. Lineage: Eukaryota; Metazoa; Chordata; Actinopteri; Pleuronectiformes; Pleuronectidae.